AGAUCUAAUGUGUUGUUCCCAAGCGACAGGGUCGUGUAGAAGUAUUUGCGAAAAGAUCUCUCUGGUUGAACUUGCAGCCGACAUAGAAUUAAGGAAUCAUACCAUAACUGAAGUACAAAAAUAUUGCUCAUCCCAUUUGAUUUCGUUUUGGGAGUGUCUGACUGCAACUUUUAAAGAUAUGUCCAGGGGUGAUCCGUGGUCUGGUAGAAUUUGCUGCCCACUUCCACACAGUGAGAGCUGCAGAAGAGCCUGUAUAACAGCCACUUCUAGUUUCGAUUUAACCAAAGGAUGUAGACAAAGCGAUGAAAUAGCUUUUUUUAGUUGCUUGGAACGACAAGAAGCCGGAUCAGAUUGCUGCAACAAUGCAAGAACUGACGACUGUCAAUUAGCAUGUAAAGAUUUAUUUCGUAGAGAGUUGGCUCCUACUAAACUUCAAAGACAAAAAGUCAAAGAAUACUGUGAAAACGACAACCCAAGAGUUACCGAUUGUGUCAAAGAUCUUAUAAAAGUUACUCCUGUCAAAAAUACUCACAAACAUAUUCAUUGCUGUGAUAAAUCCAAUGUUAUAAAAUGUAGAGAAUCUUGUAAGAAAGUGUUAUCAACAAGAAAUACCAUACAAGAAAUAAUAGAUGGUCUUGCUCAAGGAGGAUGCGGAUUACCUAUGCCUCAGGAAUAUUUCUGGCAAUGCUUUCUCAAGCCAGAUGCCGCUGAAUCUCUAUCUAAUUCAGUGAAAGUUUCUAGAAUCAAUCGAGUAGGUAUUGAUAGUGCCAAGUGGCACUGUUGCCAUAGAGCGAAUUCUCCCCAAUGUGCCAGAUUAUGCUCGAAGACGUUUACAAAAUUUUGGUCUACCUCAUGGGACGAGUUCCAACAUAAAUGCCUUAGCCAAAUAACGGAAGAAAGUUUAAGAUCUUGUAUAGAUGAAGUUGAUGAACCCUGUGAACUUGGUUGUGAUGGACUGAGUUUCUGCACUAAUUUCAAUAACAAACCUACAGAACUAUUUCGAUCCUGCAACACACAAGCAGAUGAAGCCGCGAGAAAUGAUGUUGCUCUUUGGCAGACUCAAAAUAAUAUUUCUUUGGCGGCUGGCCUCACCCUUCCUCUUAAGAGCAUCUCUAAGUGUUCCCAAAAUAUUUGGAAAGCCGUUGCCUGUACUCUUCAGAUCAAACCUUGUUCAAGAACAUCUCACGCAAAUCAAAUUUGCCGUGACGUGUGCUUGGAUAUUCUUUCCCAGUGUGUGGAUUGGACAAGAGUGUCACCUAUACAUUCUCCAGAAUCAAUUUGCGAAAAUAUUUCUCCAGAAGAUCCUAACGAUUCAUGUGUAAGACUUCAAACAUAUCUGAAUCCAUCGUCAUAUCAAUCGUCAAGAAUAACUGGACAAGUUUUCAGUCCUUGUAAAGGAAAUCCCUGUGAACCACACGAAGUAUGCACAAUAAAUAGAAACUGCAUACAUGGAAUUAGCUGUAAACCCUAUAUUUGUCAACCUGGAUGUAAAUUAGGCGAAGUAUCUCAAUUUAUGGUUCCAGAUGGUACUUACGUUUGGAUCCCAACUCCAAACAGCGCCGAAGGCUGUGUCAGAAUCUGCAAAUGCAACAAAAAUAAAAUAGAUGAAUGUCUACGGCUCCUCUGCUUCACUUUAACGUCAUGUUUGUUGGGAAACACUCAGGAACUCCAUGGGACAGUUUUUAACAUCGAAUGCAACAAAUGUAGUUGUUAUGCUGGAGAGACUAUAUGCAGUAAGAAACAAUGUGAAAGUACCAGUCUGAGUGGAAAGAAUACCGGUUACACAACCUUACCAUGUAAUUGUCCUCCACAUUACGUGCCUGUUUGUGGCAGAAAUGGCGUUACAUAUCCAUCUACCUGUUUGGCUAAAUGUGCAGACCUGAACGAUGCUGACAUUAAAUAUUAUCCUUGUCAAGAUCCUUGCAAGACCAACACAUGUCCAGUGGGACAAAAGUGUGUUCCAAAUCCGCAAAUUUGUUUAACUCUCAUGCACAAACCAUGCAAGCAGUAUGAAUGCAUAAAUGGAUCUUCAAACUGUUCUCAUCUUCCACUAGACCCAGUUUGUGACAUUGACAAUAAUGAAUACGAUAAUUCCUGUCUAUUAGCUCAUCACAACGCCAAAUUAGCCUACAGAGGUCCUUGUUUGACAAAAUGCAAACACAGAUCGCAGGUAUGCGGUAUAAACGGAAAGACUUACAUAUCAGAAUGUGCCGCAAUUGCAGAUAUGGUUUCCGUGGAUUACGAAGGACCUUGUGUAGCAAUGGGAUUGUUAACGAACGUCAAGGCUAAGCAGUGUCCUGGCGUUAAAUGUCCAGAGUUGCAGAGUCCAAAUUGUGUUGGUAUUACCCCUCCUGGAGCCUGCUGUCCUAUGUGUGGUGGAGCCUUAACUCUGUUGUAUUCAAGAAAACAAAUAGACAGAGCAUUUUUCGUCAUCCGCAACCAAACCACUAAACCUUUGAAUCUGGACUCUAUGCUGAAAGCUUUAGAAAGACAAAUACAAGUUGGUCAGUGUACCCUGAAAGGAUACCUCACAGUCGAAAUGGAUAUUUUUAUAAUUGUACACAGUACUGAGAGGAAUCCUUCUGAGGUGCAAUUGGAGGCCUGCAUACGAGAAGCCGAAAAAAUCGCAAGCCUCAUCAACAUUCAAAGUCCUAGAAUAGUAAGUGAGUUGAGCCUCAGUUCUUUAACAGCUGCUAGCAUUGUUCACACUCAAGCAAACUCUUCAGUUGAUGUCAAUUUGACUAGCAUCAAACUGUCUCUAGCAGCUGUAAUUCUUCUGGGAAUUGUGCAGAAAAUAUGCUUUACUUAAGCAAGAUAUUUGUUUGUACGUAUCCUCCUGUGUCUUCAUGAAAGAGCAAAAUCCAUUCUUGGCUAGAAAGUUUGCCUUGUCAAUAAAUUCUGCAUGCACUUUUGGGAGACACAGUACGAUUUUUAACUGUUACCAAAUAUAUAUUCGUGAUUAUUGAAAAAGAACUGUGGCCAAAUCGCUUUAUUAUUUUGAUUUUGUCAAAAUAAAUUGCAUCAAAGAAGUUUUUUGUAUAUUUAUAAAUAAUGGAAAAUUAAAUAGUAAUUUGUUUAUAGUAUCUGCUCUACCUUUUGACAAAAACAAAAUAAUACACUUCAACAAAUAUGUCUGUGAUAAUUCAAUUUAGGUUUAACAUUUUUUAUAAUGAUACUGUAAUUUUUUAGAUUGAUAUAUGACUGUAAAUAUUCGAAUUUUAUCAACUGUACAUAGAAGAAGAUAAUGUCAAUAUAAUUCUCGUGCCUUAUUAAUUUGUUAAAAAAUCAUACUGAUUGGUUAGUUUUUAAGCUUGUAAUUAAUAUGUUUAAUGUUACCAAAGAAUAUAAUUUAUUAAUUACCCAAGUUGUAAUAGGUAUCUACAGAUUUUCAUCAGUAACUGUGAAAUGACAUUAUACAUUUAGAAAUAAGAAAUUCACUUUUCCGACCAAUUUAGAUGAUGAAUUUGGUUAAAAUUACAAUAAUACUUAUGAUACAAAUCAUGCUUUUGAAUCGCAUCAAUAUUUGUUUAUGAAAAUCUUUAUUAGGAUACAUAGAUCUAAUUCGCCAAUUGAAAGGGAGUACCUACAUGUAGAAAAACUUUUUUAACACGCAAUCAUAUUUGUUCUCUCUCAUGUAUUAAAUGGUGGAACCACAAAGGCAAAGAUUAUAUUUACUUUAUAAAGUUUCAGCUAAAGGACAAUGGGCAGAAAUGUAUGGAAAAUUGCCCCACCUCCAAUAAGGAUAAGAUAUAUAUAUAAAAUUAAAGAUCUUUUUGAGGAGAACAUUUCUCUUUAUUCCGACUCAUCUCAAUUACUUGUCCGUUCCGAGUUAUACCAUCCUGAAUGUAACUAAUUGCACGAUAAACCAGUGCUUAUAUUCUGUUAUUGUAGUGCUUAUUACAGGAAAAUAAUAGUAAUUAUUACUUCUUAGUAAUACAUAAACAAUUAUAAUAUGUGGGUAUAUUAUCAGAUGCUGUCGAGGAUUUUAUCCGCCACGUGUAUCCCUUACCAAAUGGACUCUACGUGUUGGUUACACAGCCCUGCAUAUGCUCUCCAAAGGACCAGAACCAAUGGUUCAAGACCAAGGUAAUGGACAAUCAUAAAUAUUAUUACCCCAUUUACAAUAGAACGAAUAUAAAGCCAUUUGUAACACAUACAGGGUGGGACAUCCUAUACGCGUCGCUUCAGACUAUGACAUGAUUUUUUCAUAUUAUUUUUAUACAGAAAGAUGAAUAUCUAUUGGAGCUCUAAAAUAUUUUGGAAUUUAUAGUUUGCUUCAAAAAGUUUCUAUUUAAAAAGUAUUAACUUGAAACAUUUUAAACAUUACAACCGUUUUAAUUACUUAGUACAAUAUAAUAUUAAUACAAAAUGAAAGUAAUAGGUAAAAGGCAUUUCUCAUGCUAGCUAGUACAUGGCUUGCAUGAAAAAUGCCUUUCAGCUAAACUAAAGUUAAAUUAUAUCAUCUAUAAUUUGACAACUAUGCAUUUUUUCAAUUCGAGAUAUGAGUUUUUGUUCAUUUGUUACAAUGACAAGUGUCCCUAUGGCAACAGUUACUCAGUAACUGUUUUCAGCUAAACUAUAGGUAAAUUAAAGCAUCUAUAACUUGACAACUACUCAUUUCCUCACCACAGUAUUUGGAUUUUUGCUUACUUGUUACCUUGAUAAGUAUCAGGGAUACUUAACUGAUUUCAGCUAAAUUAAAUAAUCUAUAACUUGACUACUACGCGUUUCCUCACCACGAGAUUUGGGUGUUUGUUUAGUCGUUACCAUGUCAAGCCUGGGAGGGGGA
This is a messenger RNA of Psylliodes chrysocephalus, 4789 nucleotides long. The record is from the annotation of a GenBank genome assembly. NCBI's taxonomy places the organism in Eukaryota, Metazoa, Arthropoda, Insecta, Coleoptera, Chrysomelidae.